ACAAUAUAACUUAACGGAUCUUGAAAUCAGACUCCAACGGAACCUCGAGACUAUCAAAAAUCGUCCUUGCACCUGACUAGAACUGUCUGCUACCCGCUCUGCUCACCGCCUGCCCUAGUCAUUCGCUGAACCUGGAGGCGCCUCGGCUUGUCCUUGCUUGCUGGCUGGUCACUCUCGCUCCCGUCCGUCUUCAACACCGCGCGCGAGUGGUUGGCCGUAUAACUUCCUUCAAACGAGCCUGCCAUCCUGUCGUUCGUUCUUCCGCCAUGCUAUUCGGUGCCGCUAAUUCUGCGUUUGUUUCCUGCUGCUAGUCUCUCGUUCGUUUGUUAUCGAGCUUUUCAUUGUAGUCCCCGUGGCCUUGGUCCUCAAUCGCAAUUUCGCGUUUUACUCAUCUGCUUCUUAUUCGUCUUCAUUGCACGUUGAAGAAUCCGCAGUUGAUCACCACCGGGGUUCUCGUCAGUUCAUGCGUAUGCGCCGUCACGUACAGUUCGACUCUCAACUCGGAUUAGGCCAAUUGGUUUCAGGAAGCUUCCUUGGUCGAUACUGCGCCUUUUAAGCGUCAUCUGUCACUCAUUCUUCUCCUGACGCUGUCGUUCUGCAUCUUCAAAUCUCAUCUAAUCACUGCAAUCCGAGUCAAAAUCACCAAUACGCAUCGGACCCAAUCACAGCUUGCCAGCUGUCUUGCGCGCCUUCAACUUGGCUCGCCGUCCCCGUAGAGUCGCCCCUCUACAGACCAAGUAAUAGGCUCUGCCUUACGAGUCCCAGUUUGCUCUGGCUGCCUCUCAUCCGGGCUGCAUCGUGCGAGCUGCUGUAACGACCUGCGCGCACUUCGCGUCGUUCCCGCCGUGCGUUUUGCUGCAGCUGUGGAGCUCGUUAACGUCCCUAGUCUCAGUCGUGGACCCUUCUACGUCUAACCCACCUACACCCAAGUUUCACCUUGAACGUACCGGCUGAGCUGCAUGGCGUCCUCUGAAGUCGACCAGAAGUUUCUCGGCAAGCUUGCCAAAGCUGUCGAGAAUGACAAUCCUCUCUUGGCCAGCAUGCUCUUCAAGAUUCUAGGAUUGUCUCUCAACCUUGCCGAACAGCUUGUUGCCGCAAAGAAGCAGCGCCGGCCUGACUAUGAGCCAUCACCUAACGCGAUACGGCGCGUCUUGCGUAUCAUAUGGCUCUCCCGAGAGGGCAAGGUAAUGCUUGAACAAUAUGUCAUACCAAUGGUUGGCAAUUAUGUCGAACUCAAGGUCCUCGCCUACAAACUUCGUGCCUCUUUCUCACAUAUUUUUGCGCUCUUUGGCAACACACCCUCGAUCUCGAACUUGGGAAGGCAAACGCCAGAUGUAACUGCUGUAUUGACACCGCGCCUGGAUAAGGGAAAGGGACGCGCUGCCGACAUGGAAGUUGAAUCCAGGCCCUCCUCAGUUCAACCAACUCACCCCCUAGAAGGAGGACCCGUGUUGCCUCCCCCGGGGUUUGAAGAUCAAAACUUUACGUUAUCGCCCAACUUUCUCAUCCCGGCCAAGGACUACCUUCCUGAGGCAAAACAGCAUUUUCAGGAGGCUAUCCAGCUUGCCGACUCGAUGCUCUGGGGCUCUCACUCUCUUCGCCUCUCGGUCAAAACUGAAUAUGCUGCCUUCUUAUACGAAUGUGUUCACGAUGCUGAAGGAAGUCGGAAAGUUGCCAAGGACACUAUCGCGGAAGUAUACGAAGCCACGGAGGGAAUGGACGAUGACAUGUUUGGUGAUGCUUGCGAGCUGGUUACGGUCCUGGGUAAGAUGAUGAAACGUGGUCUCGGCACCAGUGGUACUCUACGUAAACCUCCAGCGGUGAACCAAAAUCCCAUACCAAGAGCCACUCCCCCUCCGGGAAUGGAGAACCCCAUUUGAAGAGGGCACGGCCAGUUUCUCAUAGUACCCAACACGGGCCAAAACACUGGUAACAACUCGAGAAAAUUGUAGUGUUUGGACGAACGACCCCGAAGCAAUUUGAGCGACACCGACUGAGAUGAGCAAAAACACGGCUUGGGUCUAAAUCGCCUCACGCUAAAGGGGCCCCAAAUUUGAUUCACGCUGAACGGCCCGUUCCGCAACACCACAUCAAAUCACAUUCCUAUGGGCAUCUCAGACAUCUAUACGAACAGCGCAAUUUUGCAUUAGGCCAUGGCAGUACUAGCUUGCUGAUGAAACAGCAAAGCCCUCCCAUGGUGACUCUGGCACGAGGAUCGGAACGCACAUCACCUGGAGACAGGCGAUGCUGAAAUAUUGUGGUAUUAUACCUACCAACCGGCUGAUUUACAAUUAACUUCCCCCAUCAGAGCCCAGCCCAUCCCAGCCUACACUGUCCUCAGCGCGCAUUUGGCCUUAUUUCAUUUCUGCCCUGUUAUUUGAUACCCACAACUAUUUGUAUCUUUGUGUGCAUUUGCAUUGGGUUAUUGCCCUACUUAUUUAUCAUCAGAUAUUGUACAAAAUUUUAGCUUUUACGGGUUAUGCUUUAGUUCUGCAUGGAACCGAGGUUAGGAAAAUAGAGAAAGGAGUUUGAUAUUAAGCCCAGGUGUUGGUUGCAUUUCUGGGCGCACGCAGUUAAUAGAUGAUUUAUCCAUCACCAAGGUAGCAAGCAUGUUACUUUUUUUCUUAAAACAAAUACCUGGGACAUUUGCCCCCGG
Messenger RNA from Fusarium verticillioides 7600, 2656 nucleotides. RefSeq lists its product as hypothetical. Gene Ontology annotation, cellular component: cytoplasm. The transcript has 3 exons. The record is from RefSeq and is a predicted model, not a curated record. The coding region runs from base 960 to 1880 and encodes 306 amino acids. Gene Ontology annotation, biological process: signal transduction. Lineage: Eukaryota; Fungi; Ascomycota; Sordariomycetes; Hypocreales; Nectriaceae.